This is a messenger RNA of Psammomys obesus (fat sand rat), 3375 nucleotides long. It is a transcript of the gene Nos1, whose product is annotated as nitric oxide synthase 1. Gene Ontology annotation, biological process: nitric oxide biosynthetic process. The record is from RefSeq and is a predicted model, not a curated record. Gene Ontology annotation, molecular function: nitric-oxide synthase activity; NADP binding; heme binding. Lineage: Eukaryota; Metazoa; Chordata; Mammalia; Rodentia; Muridae. The coding region runs from base 430 to 3375 and encodes 981 amino acids. The transcript has 19 exons.
GGAGGAGGAGGCGCGAGACAGGGUUGAUCAGCGACAUCUAUAGCCCUGGAACUGCGCGGGCUUGGAGGCAGCUCCAGGAGCCCCUCCGUCACAUCUUCAUCUGACAAGCUGGUGACCAAGAUGCCCAGAGACUAGUGCCCAUGCUUGUGCGUCACUUUAGACAGUCAGCAGACGCAGCAAGCCUCCAAUCUUCCUGACCUUAGGGACACUUCCCUUCACUGCUCCUGACGUCUGCCCGGUCAACUCUGGCUUCCUUAGAGAGCAAGGAAGGGGCGGGGACACAUGAAAUCAUGCCACCCAAGGUCGAAUGGCAAUGAGCAGGUGACGCCAAGUUGACGUCAAAGACAGAGACGACAGGAACUCUGCAGCCAGCUCUUGUCCCCGAGUCAUCUCAGCUUGGAGGUCUUCUGAAGGACACGGACGGACACCAUGGAAGAGCAGACAUUUGGGGUUCAGCAGAUCCAACCGAACGUCAUUUCUGUCCGUCUCUUCAAACGCAAAGUCGGGGGUCUGGGCUUCCUGGUGAAGGAACGGGUCAGCAAGCCACCCGUGAUCAUCUCAGACCUGAUUCGAGGAGGUGCCGCGGAGCAGAGUGGCCUUAUCCAAGCCGGAGACAUUAUUCUUGCCGUCAAUGGCCGGCCUCUGGUGGACCUCAGCUAUGACAGCGCCCUGGAGGUACUUAGGGGCAUUGCCUCAGAGACCCACGUGGUCCUCAUUCUGAGGGGUCCCGAGGGCUUCACUACACACCUGGAGACCACCUUCACAGGGGACGGGACCCCCAAGACCAUCCGGGUGACCCAGCCCCUGGGCCCCCCCACCAAAGCUGUUGAUCUGUCCCACCAGCCGUCAGCCAGCAAAGAGCAGCCGUUAGCAGCAGACAGGACCCCAGGUCCUGGUAAUGGGCCUCAGCAUGCCCAAGGCAAUGGACAGGAAGCCGGCUCAGUCUCCCAGGCCAAUGGUCUGACCAUUGACCCUUCAAUGAAAAGUACCAAGGCCAACCAACAGGACAGGGGGGAGUGUGACGAACUGCUCAAAGAGAUAGAACCUGUGCUGAGCGCCCUCAACAGCGGGGGUAAGACAGUCAACAGAGGGGGACCAGCCAAAGCAGAGAUGAAAGACACAGGAGUCCAGGUGGACAGAGACCUCGAUGGCAAACCGCACAAAGCUCUGCCCCUGGGCGGGGAGAAUGACCGCGUCUUCAAUGACCUGUGGGGGAAAGGCAACGUCCCUGUGGUCCUCAACAACCCGUAUUCAGAGAAGGAACAGCCCCCUGCCUCGGGGAAACAGUCUCCUACCAAGAAUGGCAGUCCUUCCAGGUGCCCCCGCUUCCUCAAGGUCAAGAACUGGGAGACAGACGUGGUCCUUACCGACACCCUUCACCUUAAGAGCACGUUGGAAACGGGGUGCACGGAGCACAUCUGCAUGGGCUCUAUCAUGCUGCCAUCCCAGCACACGCGAAAGCCGGAAGAUGUCCGCACAAAGGACCAGCUCUUCCCACUAGCCAAAGAAUUUCUCGACCAAUACUACUCAUCCAUUAAGAGGUUUGGCUCCAAGGCCCACAUGGACAGGCUGGAGGAGGUGAACAAGGAGAUCGAAAGCACCAGCACCUACCAGCUCAAGGACACCGAGCUCAUCUAUGGCGCCAAGCAUGCCUGGCGGAAUGCCUCUCGGUGUGUGGGCAGGAUCCAGUGGUCCAAGCUGCAGGUGUUUGAUGCCCGAGACUGCACCACAGCCCAUGGCAUGUUCAACUACAUCUGUAACCACGUCAAGUACGCCACCAACAAAGGGAACCUCAGGUCGGCCAUCACCAUAUUCCCUCAGAGGACUGACGGCAAGCAUGACUUUCGAGUGUGGAACUCACAGCUCAUCCGCUAUGCUGGCUACAAGCAGCCCGACGGCUCCACCUUGGGGGACCCAGCCAACGUGCAGUUUACAGAGAUCUGUAUACAGCAGGGCUGGAAAGCCCCUAGAGGCCGCUUCGACGUCCUGCCGCUCCUGCUCCAGGCCAACGGCAACGACCCCGAGCUCUUCCAGAUCCCCCCAGAGCUGGUGCUGGAAGUACCCAUCAGGCACCCCAAGUUUGACUGGUUCAAGGAUCUGGGACUCAAAUGGUAUGGCCUCCCCGCCGUGUCCAACAUGCUGCUGGAGAUUGGGGGCCUGGAAUUCAGCGCUUGUCCCUUCAGCGGCUGGUACAUGGGCACAGAGAUUGGCGUUCGUGACUACUGCGACAACUCUCGGUAUAACAUCCUGGAGGAAGUAGCCAAGAAGAUGGAUCUGGACAUGAGGAAGACAUCCUCACUGUGGAAGGACCAGGCACUGGUGGAGAUCAACAUUGCUGUUCUCUACAGCUUCCAGAGUGACAAGGUGACCAUCGUUGACCACCACUCUGCCACUGAGUCCUUCAUCAAGCACAUGGAAAAUGAGUACCGCUGCAGAGGGGGCUGCCCCGCAGACUGGGUGUGGAUUGUGCCCCCCAUGUCAGGAAGCAUCACCCCUGUCUUCCACCAGGAGAUGCUCAACUAUCGACUCACCCCAUCCUUUGAAUACCAGCCUGAUCCAUGGAACACCCAUGUGUGGAAGGGCACCAAUGGGACCCCCACAAAGCGGCGAGCCAUUGGCUUCAAGAAACUGGCAGAAGCCGUCAAGUUCUCAGCCAAGCUGAUGGGGCAGGCCAUGGCCAAGAGGGUCAAAGCGACCAUCCUCUAUGCCACGGAGACAGGCAAAUCACAAGCCUAUGCCAAGACCCUGUGCGAGAUCUUUAAGCAUGCCUUUGAUGCCAAGGCCAUGUCCAUGGAGGAGUACGACAUUGUCCACCUGGAGCAUGAAGCCCUGGUCUUGGUGGUCACCAGCACCUUUGGCAACGGAGACCCCCCUGAGAAUGGGGAGAAAUUCGGCUGUGCUUUGAUGGAGAUGAGGCACCCCAACUCUAUGCAGGAGGAGAGGAAGUACCCGGAACCCUUGCGUUUCUUUCCCCGUAAAGGGCCUACCCUCCCCCAUGCUGACUCUAAAACGCACAGUCUGGUUGCUGCCCGUGACAGCCAGCACAGGAGCUACAAGGUCCGAUUCAACAGUGUCUCCUCCUAUUCUGACUCCCGCAAGUCAUCAGGCGACGGACCCGACCUCAGAGACAACUUUGAAAGUACUGGACCCCUGGCCAAUGUGAGCUGCAGGAAGGAUGGCUGGAAACAGUUUCUCUGGGUCUGGGUACCAAAAAUGACAAUGACGCUGAUGACGAUGGUGAUGAUGGUGAUGAAGAACAUGAACUAUAGCUUGGGAUCAGAGCCGAAGCUGGGGGAGCGGUUCAGGGGUGACCGGGCAGCACCCGAGGACAAGAGAUGUGGUCACUGGAGAUGGGGCUUUGAGAGGCCAGAUUGA